Messenger RNA from Paramecium octaurelia, 8904 nucleotides. The record is from the annotation of a GenBank genome assembly. NCBI's taxonomy places the organism in Eukaryota, Ciliophora, Oligohymenophorea, Peniculida, Parameciidae.
AUGAAAAUCUAUAAUUACUUAGUAUUUUUGAUGAUCUCAUCAAUUGAAAUGAGAUAUAUUAGUCAAUAUUGUGUUUGUAGACAUGUGGACAAUAAGGAUGAAUGUUAGAGAUCUUAGAUCUGCAUUUGGAACGGAGAAAAUUGCAUUUUAAGAUCAGGUGAAACUUAUAUUCAAUAGGUGGAUUAGUCAGAUGGAGAGCAGUGUUAUAAGUAUAUACAGGAAGAUUGCAUAUAGAUGGAUAUGUGCGGAUUUUAUUUGGGGGAGUGCAUAAGGUUUACAGAGUGUAGUUUAUUUUAAAAAAAUUAAUGUUAAGAAUCUUCAUUAAAAUGCGUUUCCGACGGAUAAAAAUGUAUUGAGAAGAGAGUAUGUAUGGAUUAUGACACAGAGGUAGGCUGUCAAAAUAAAAAUGUGAAUGGAAAUUAUUGUUUUUGGGAUGUAAAUGCUAAUCCAAGAUGCCAAGAUGCAUAGUAAUGCACUUAACUGCCCCAGUAUUUAAUGAGUGAUUAUGAUUGCAGAAGUGCUAUGUAAUAGUGUACAGUAAAUGAUUUGGGGUUGGGAUGUGAGGAUGGAAAAAACAAAUGCGAAGAAUACACUUUCGAAAACUAAUGCUAUUUUACAUAUAAUAAAAAAGUUGAGUGCUUUUGGGAUGAUGAAUUAUAAAUGUGUUAUACUAAGAAUUGCGAGAAUAAGCGAUUAAAGACCUAUGACGAAUGCAAUUCAUACAUGUCAAAGUGUACUACAAAUGGUGUCCAUUGUAUUGAGAAAAAGGAGUGCAAAAAUAUUGGAAAUGCAAUAGGAUGUGUUUUGGACAUCAAUAACAAAAAAUGUGUGUAUUACAAUGGACAAUGUCAGGUGAAGAGUUGUGUAACAGCACCCUAGUCAUAUAAUAACUACGAAUAAUGUCAGUCAUAUGACCAAUUGCUGGAUUGUGUGAGUGCAUAAAAUGGAGGAUGUAAAGAUAGACCAAUAUAAUGUUAGGAUUAUUGUUAAGAAAUAGAUUGCAAAUCGGUAGACAUUUAAGAUUGUGUAUGGUUUGAGAAUAAAUGUGACAAGAGGUAGUGUUUCCAUGCUCCCAAGAGUUUUAACCAUAACUAAUGUAAAGGAUAUGGAACAUGUAUGGGCACACUGUUGGGGGGUUGCCAAUUGAGACCCUAAUCUUGUUAGGACAUCAGCAAUUAAGAGUUCUGUGAUAUUACAUAUGACGAAUCUCGAUGCAUUUGGGUAAAUGGUCAAUGCAAUUAAUUGGUGUGCUCAAAUUUGAAAUUACCAAAAUAUGAUAAUCACCAGAAAUGUCAAGAAGCAAGCAGAUUUUGUACAUUUAACAUUGAGAUAGGUGGAUGCAUAGAUUACAUCUGUACAAACAUUACUGAUGUUACUGCCUGUACUAUUGACUCUCUAGGUCAAGUAUGUAAUUUGAAUGAUGGUUGUAUUGUGAAGAAAUGUAAAUUAGCCCCCAGUUAUUAUGAUACUAAUGAGUAAUGCGAAAGUUGGAUAAGAACAUGCACUGUUAACAUAUAUGAAUACGAUGGCAACUUUAUAAAAUUUGGAUGCACUGAUAAACCAUCGGAGUGCUCAAUAGCAAAAUAAGAUUAAUGCUAUUCAACCUAUUCGGGUUUUCAUUGUAAGUGGUAAUCGGACUAAUGCUUAAAUAAAUAAUGUAUUGAUGCAGACAGCUUUUACACAACUAAUGGACGUUGCUUACGAUUCAAAGUUGAUUCAAAAACAUGUAUUAUAAAUAGCACGAAUGAUGGAUGCGUUGAGUGGCCUACUUCGUGUUCCUCAAUGCUGUCGUAAACCCAAUGUGAUCUUGGUUUGCAGGAUUCUACUGUUUGUAUUUGGUCUUCUGGUUCAUGUCGUUAAAUUAAUUGCAUAGAUGCUCCAAGUGCUUCGUAUAUCAACAAUCUUCAAUGUCACAGAUUCUAGAGCGAUUGCAUUGUAACAUCCUCGUUCUCGGGAUGCAUGAUUAGACCAACCAAUCUAGCGUGUUCAGCAUCUCCAAAUAAUGAAAUGUAUGACACUCAUUAAGAAUGUCAAGCUUGGAAUCCGAAUUGUACUAUCUCAGAUUAAACUACUCCUGCAGGCUGCUAAUACAAAAGAGCUUUAUGUUCAGAAUACGUGACCAAAAAUCAAUGUAAAUUAAUAUAAGAUUCUUUGUAUCCGUAUCCUAAGUCUGAAAACUAUUGCUUUUGGGAUUACGCAACAUCUACAUGUCUAAGCGCACUAUAACUUGGUACUUUAUAAUGCGGUAGGCAUAACAUCGGUGAAUUAACACACAGUUCGUGCGAAGAUUUUAUGAAGAUUUGCACAAUUAAUGAUAUCACAACACUUUGCGUCGACCUUUAAGAGAAUUGCACUAUCUACACAAUAGAAUAAGCCUGUAGGUUGAACAAAUACCAAUAACCUUGCUAUUGGGAUAAGGUAUAGGGUAUAUGUCUAGAUUUAUUAUGCUCUCAAAACACAAGUGCAAUAACAGAGGCAGAAUGCUUAUAAUAUAAAAGUGGAUAUCUAUGCUAACUCAUAUAUAAUGAAGAUGGAAUACCUCUAGAAGGUUGUGAAGAUAGGCCGACCAACUGUUCAGAUGUAAAGUAUCAAAAGGUAUGUAAUAAAACCAUAACAACUUUGAAUGAGAAAUGCUAUUAUUUUAACAAUAAUUGCAAUGUAAUUACUGAUGCAAGCUAAUGUAAAUUAAUCACUGAGGCCUCCAGCGAUGAUGAGUGCCAAUUUUAUUUUUCGUUAUGCUUAUUACAAUAGAGUGGCAAGGGAUGUUAUAGUGUAGAUGAAUGUGGUAAUCUUGUAAACACAAACUGCAAUUCUGCUGUUCUUUACAAAAAUUUAAAGUGUCUUUAUUAUGGUAAUGAAUGCAGACGUAAUCGAUUUUGUAGUGAACUCUUCUCUUCUCAAAGUACUUGUAAUAAUGUGAAAACAAGUCUUGCCAUAUUGUGCAGCUAUCAAUAUGUUGGAUCUGAUCUUAAAUGUGUGGCUAAAGAAUGUGCUCUAAGUAAUUUAGCAGGUAGCGUUUCAGAUAAAUAUGAUAUAUGUCACAACUAUUCUUCCGUUUGUACUUAUGAUAUCACUACUGAUUCAACAACCAAGUCGUGUAAGCAGAUCAUAAAUUGUAGUGAUCUCACAGUUUAGGGAACGAUCAAUUACAAGUGGUGUAAUGAUUCAAUGACCAUAUCCCAACAAAAAUGUGGAUUCAAUUUUGGCUCUCUCAUAUGUGAGAACCGACAAUGCAAUCAUUUGAAAUCUGCAAAUGUUGGACUUUUAAAUGACCAAGCAUGCUUUGAUUGGAAUCACAAUUGUGUUUUUGAUGGUACUAAUUGCAAACCCUUUAACAAUGUAGAUUGUGAAUAAAUAAAAUUAAAGCAUCAAUGUUUACAAUAUUCACAAUGUUCUUUACAAUAAAAUGACUGUGUAAGUAGUGCGAAUUGUCAACUGAAUACAACUGCAGUUUCUUUAUAUGAAUGCUAAUUAAUUAAUAAAAUAUGCACACUAGAUUAUAGAAGUGGAUAAGGUUGUAAAUACGAACAGUGCGAUUACAUUUUUAAUAUGGCACAAUGUGAUUCUGCUCACACCAGUGAUGGAAUGGAUUGUUAUUGGAAUGGUAGUUUGUGCAUUCCUAAAUCCUGUAAUUAAUUCACAACAUAACUGAGUUGCCAAGCAAAAUAUGGAGUAUUGACCAUUAAUUCAAAAAUUAUCACUGUGAAGUGUUAUUGGUGCAGUGGAUCUUGUUCAGUAAACAAUCCCUGCGAUCCAACCAUUAAUCUGGCUCUAAUAAAGCAUGAAGACUGCCACAAUUAGGAUAUUCUCAAAACUGUUUCUUAUUAAAACGGUCCAAUUUGUAAAUUAAAGGAGACCGAUUGCGAGGAUUAUCUGUUCUAAUCUUCUUGCAUCGUAACACUAAAUGGAUACUAAUGUGCAUGGGUUUUUGGGAGUUGUAAGGAUUAUUGCAUGUCAAUACCAAGUACGCCAGCAGAUCAUGCAGAUUGUCAUACAUUUGAUAGCAAAUGUAUGUAGAAUACGGUGGAUGCAAUAAUAACAUGUACUCAUGUUAUUUGUUCCAGUUUAAGUUCUUCAGAGUGUACAAUAUAUUAAGAUAUUUGUACAAUAGAUUCCUCAAGUAACUGUGUAGACAUUACUACAUGCAGUGUGCAUAAUUCUACUGUAUGUAAUACAAGCAAAGAUGUCUAAGGAUAUACUUGUUCAGAUGCAGGUGGAAUCUGCACAAGGCAAAGUAAUAUUGAAAACUGUGAAUCCAAUAAUAGUUUAGAUUCUCAUUCAGCUUGUGAGUCCUUGUUUUUAAGUGGAGAAUGCACAGUAAAGAGUAAAUAUUCUAAUUGCACAAAUCUACCAGCUAGUUGCAGUUUGGCAACAUAAAAACAAUGUUAUAUUGACAAUAAUAGAAAUAGAUGCUAUUGGAAAUCAUCAACAAGUCAAUGCAUUUAAUUACUUAAUUGUUCAGAUUUAGGGAUUGAAAACGAUUCUCAUGAAAAAUGUCAAUCGUAUUUGUCACAUUGCACUGUGAAUUCACUAAAGAAUGGUUGUAUUAAUUUAGCUGAUUGCAACUUGUAUACAAUUAAGGAACAAUGCUAUAUCAAUAGUUUACAAAUACAAUGCGAGUNCUCUCUCAUAUGUGAGAACCGACAAUGCAAUCAUUUGAAAUCUGCAAAUGUUGGACUUUUAAAUGACCAAGCAUGCUUUGAUUGGAAUCACAAUUGUGUUUUUGAUGGUACUAAUUGCAAACCCUUUAACAAUGUAGAUUGUGAAUAAAUAAAAUUAAAGCAUCAAUGUUUACAAUAUUCACAAUGUUCUUUACAAUAAAAUGACUGUGUAAGUAGUGCGAAUUGUCAACUGAAUACAACUGCAGUUUCUUUAUAUGAAUGCUAAUUAAUUAAUAAAAUAUGCACACUAGAUUAUAGAAGUGGAUAAGGUUGUAAAUACGAACAGUGCGAUUACAUUUUUAAUAUGGCACAAUGUGAUUCUGCUCACACCAGUGAUGGAAUGGAUUGUUAUUGGAAUGGUAGUUUGUGCAUUCCUAAAUCCUGUAAUUAAUUCACAACAUAACUGAGUUGCCAAGCAAAAUAUGGAGUAUUGACCAUUAAUUCAAAAAUUAUCACUGUGAAGUGUUAUUGGUGCAGUGGAUCUUGUUCAGUAAACAAUCCCUGCGAUCCAACCAUUAAUCUGGCUCUAAUAAAGCAUGAAGACUGCCACAAUUAGGAUAUUCUCAAAACUGUUUCUUAUUAAAACGGUCCAAUUUGUAAAUUAAAGGAGACCGAUUGCGAGGAUUAUCUGUUCUAAUCUUCUUGCAUCGUAACACUAAAUGGAUACUAAUGUGCAUGGGUUUUUGGGAGUUGUAAGGAUUAUUGCAUGUCAAUACCAAGUACGCCAGCAGAUCAUGCAGAUUGUCAUACAUUUGAUAGCAAAUGUAUGUAGAAUACGGUGGAUGCAAUAAUAACAUGUACUCAUGUUAUUUGUUCCAGUUUAAGUUCUUCAGAGUGUACAAUAUAUUAAGAUAUUUGUACAAUAGAUUCCUCAAGUAACUGUGUAGACAUUACUACAUGCAGUGUGCAUAAUUCUACUGUAUGUAAUACAAGCAAAGAUGUCUAAGGAUAUACUUGUUCAGAUGCAGGUGGAAUCUGCACAAGGCAAAGUAAUAUUGAAAACUGUGAAUCCAAUAAUAGUUUAGAUUCUCAUUCAGCUUGUGAGUCCUUGUUUUUAAGUGGAGAAUGCACAGUAAAGAGUAAAUAUUCUAAUUGCACAAAUCUACCAGCUAGUUGCAGUUUGGCAACAUAAAAACAAUGUUAUAUUGACAAUAAUAGAAAUAGAUGCUAUUGGAAAUCAUCAACAAGUCAAUGCAUUUAAUUACUUAAUUGUUCAGAUUUAGGGAUUGAAAACGAUUCUCAUGAAAAAUGUCAAUCGUAUUUGUCACAUUGCACUGUGAAUUCACUAAAGAAUGGUUGUAUUAAUUUAGCUGAUUGCAACUUGUAUACAAUUAAGGAACAAUGCUAUAUCAAUAGUUUACAAAUACAAUGCGAGUGGAUCCAAGCAUAAAAUAAAUGCGAUUAGAAAACAUGUAUUACUGCAUAGUUAUAGAAGUAUUCAUCAGGAGCAUGUCAAUUGUAUUUUGAUUUAACCUGUUCAGUAAAUGAUAAUUUAACACAAUGCGAGUUGGCAAAGAGUCAAUGUCUAGGUUAUAAUGAAUUGCAAUGUAAAAGUGAUGGACAACACAAUACUAAUGGUACUGAGUGUUUUUGGAAUACAGAGAAGAUAUAGUGCGUAGAAAAGACAUGUGAGAAUGGCCCUAAAUUCGCUUUGUCUGAUAAGGAAUGCGAGGGUUAUAUGCAGAAUUGUUAAAAAGGUGGAUGCAGAUUACGAAUUUGCACUGAUUACUAUUAUGCAAUUGACUCUGCUUGUGCCUCUAUAUUCCCAGACAAAAGUUGUACUACAAAUGGUUAUUAAUGCAUCAAAAGGAGCAGUUGUGAAGAAGUAUUGAUUAAGGAUGGGUGCACUUUUGAUAAGUUUUACAAUGAGUGUGCGUGGAUAACAACUACUUGUGUUACAAAAACAUGCAACACAGCUACCACUAACAUAACCACUCAUCAACAAUGUUAAGAGUAUUUACCAUCAUGUACUGCUAAGAAAGGGGGAGGAUGUGUGCAGAUAAAUGAGUGUCAAUAUUUUUCAAUCAAGGAGGCUUGUUAGAGUGAUAAGUAUAAUUAGGGAUGCAUUUGGGAUGAUUAAUUACAAAUGUGUUUUACUGAUGUAUGCGAAGGCUUUUGUGGAGAUGGGAUCAUUACUAAUUCGGCUGAAGUAUGUGACGAUGGCAAUUAUCUUCCUUAUGAUGGAUGCUACAAGUGUUAGAUCUAGUGUUCUUUGGGCUGUUUGUAGUGUGAGGGUAAAUUAUGCUAAAUUUGUGAUUCAUAUGGAUGGAAACUGGCAGAUGGGCAAUGCAAAUCCAUUUGUGGAGAUGGCAUUAUUGUGGGCAAAGAAUAUUGUGACGAUGGUAAUCUCGUAGAAUUUGAUGGCUGUUAUAAUUGUGAAUAUUCAUGUGAUUCUCAUUGCCAGAAAUGUUUCCAAGGAAUAUGCAUCUAAUGCCCUUAUGGAUUGUAUGAAAAUGAAUCAUAUUGCCAAAGUAAAUGCGGAGAUGGUCUCUUUGUUUCUCAUUACGAACAAUGCGAAGAUGCCAACACUGACAAUAAUGAUGGAUGCAAUUCUAAUUGUUAAAUUGAAAAAUUCUGGAAGUGCUAUUUCGUAGACUCCUUGAGUGUUUGCAUUUACAAUAUCAGUCCAACCAUCAAAUUGACUACUCCUCCAUAUAGUUAUGGUUAGAGCUAAGAAAUCAUCCUCUCAUUCAGUGAAGAAGUCAGAUUGAAUUCGACUUCCAUCACUGAAGAGAUAUUUCUACAACUCAUUCAAAUUUCCAUCUCCAAUCUCUAAGAUUCUGAUUACACUUAUGAAAUAAUUCCCAUCCUGAGCAUUGAUUACACUUUGCAACCAGUCUCCUACAAAAUUACACUCAAUUUCUAUAAAUCUGUUGUCGGACCCAUAUUAAUAGUCAAGAUCAAUUGUGACCAACUAGUUAAUCAAUAUGAGAAUCAAUUAGCUUCUAAUUAAUAAACCAUCCUCUUGAAGGAUCCCUUUACAUUAUCGUCAACUCAAAAGUUGGUGGCUGCCAAUGCUGCCUUAUUCAAUGAAAUUGUAAUCUAUUCAUUGAUUGCUGUUGCUUGUGUUGCUUUCAUUAGUGGAAAUCUAGAAAUCUUCUGGAAUCUCAUAGAUACCCUAUAACAAUUAUCUUAUAUGAAGUAUUUGAAUCUGAAAUUUCCUUAAAAUUUAUCCAUCUACUUUGAAAUUUUCUCCCUUGUUACCAUUUAGCCAAUAACAGAUAGACUCAAAUUGAGUGGAUUCAUUGAAGAAAUGUUUCAAUACACUUCUCCCUUCAUACCUGCCUACGGAAGAUUUGAAGUCUUCUCUGUCAAUUGUUACUUUGGAAUCAAUUUGGAAUCCUUCAUCAUUAUACUAAUUCUUGGAUUCACCAAUUACAUUAUCGUUUACUUGUUAUAACUACUACUUACUGCACUCAAAUACUACAAUUGGCCCAUCAUAUUUGAUUAAAAAUAUGUCGAAACAGUCACCAAAAUAAUCAAAGCCAUGUAUUUCAUUCAAAAAAUCUGCAAAUCCUAUUACUAAUACUUCAUUUACUCAGGACUUGUUAGAAUUUACUUAUCCAACUUCUAUGACUUAAUGUUCUCUGCUCUCCUGCAAGUGGCCAAUUUCUAAAGUUACGACUCCAUCACUAAAACUAGCUCAUUUCUUGCACUUUUCAUACUCAUUUUCAAUUUUGCUCUCAUGUUCCAACUGUACUCCUACCUGAGUACUGUAAAGAAUUUAUCGAAACGAUUCUCCAUAUUCUUUGAAGGACUAGAAAUCAAAGGGAACUAUUGGAAUAAGCAAUACACCACACUGGUCCUGAUUAAAAAGACCAUUUUCAUUGCUAAUUUAGUCCUAUUGCAAACAGUCCCCCCUGUUCAACCUAUAUUAACCUCUUUGAUUUCAGGCUUUUAUUCUGUCUAUGUCUAUAGAAUGAGACCUUUUGCAAACCAAUUUGAAAACUACAAAAUUAUCAUAACCGAAUGCUUGAUAGCAGCCAUCGCCAUCUUAUUUUCAAUUUCCGAAUCACUCCUAUUAUUCUCAGAAAUAGAAUACGUAUCUGUAUUAGGAUGGGUGGAAAUUGCAGGAUUCUCAACCAUCCUAUUGGCUACUUUAUUUAUAGAUUUCUAUCAACAAUUGGGAAAACCAGCCAAAUAAAUCUUUGAAAUAUUAAAGAAAUGUGGCACUAAAACUACUUUAGAUAACUCUAACUCAAGUAGCUCUAUACUCAAAGAAGGAGUUAUAUAAUUUUAUUGA